Cucurbita pepo subsp. pepo (vegetable marrow) is the source of this 1725-nucleotide messenger RNA. RefSeq lists its product as uncharacterized. The record is from RefSeq and is a predicted model, not a curated record. Gene Ontology annotation, molecular function: transaldolase activity. NCBI's taxonomy places the organism in Eukaryota, Viridiplantae, Streptophyta, Magnoliopsida, Cucurbitales, Cucurbitaceae. Gene Ontology annotation, cellular component: intracellular anatomical structure; cytoplasm. Gene Ontology annotation, biological process: pentose-phosphate shunt; carbohydrate metabolic process.
GUCAGCUAUUGGCCGCCACAACGGAAAUCUGAAAACAGCUGCUGGUUUGGGUCAAACUCAAACCGGACUUGCAAUGCAAUUCAGCUCCAUUCCAACUCUGAAGCAUAUAUUUCAUCCUCCGCUUUGAUCUUUAUCUGUUCUUUAAUUUCCCAUCUCUGCUCCCUUUCCUCCGCGUUUCCUCUUCCUUCCAUACCUCCCUCCCUCGCUCGUAUGGCUUCCAUUUCUAAGCUCUCCACUCCCAUCUCCGCUCCUUCUCCAUUCUCUUCUCGCAACUCUCGAUCUUCCCUCUCCUCCAACUCCUUUAUUGCCUUCCGCCCCUCUUCCGAUUCCUGCCUCAACCUCUUCGCCUCUAGAUUGUCCGUUCGGAGAUCAUCGCACUUGACGGGCUCCUUGGUUGUCAAGUGUUCCCAAGGUGAUGGAAAUGGAAUCCCGACGAAGAGAACGGUGCUUCAUGAUCUUUACGAAAAGGAAGGACAGUCUCCAUGGUACGAUAAUCUCUGCCGCCCUGUCACCGACUUGCUUCCUCUCAUUUCCAAAGGUGUAAGAGGUGUAACUAGCAACCCAGCAAUUUUCCAGAAAGCUAUUUCAUCUUCAAAUGCUUAUAACGACCAAUUCAGAGAACUCGUUCAAUCGGGAAAAGAUAUCGAAAGUGCAUAUUGGGAACUCGUGGUGAAGGAUAUUCAAGAUGCGUGCAAACUUUUCGAGCCUAUCUAUGAUCAAACAGAUGCUGGUGAUGGCUAUGUUUCAGUCGAAGUAUCUCCGAAGCUUGCUGAUGACACCAAAGGAACUGUUGAGGCUGCAAAGUGGCUACACAAAGUUGUUAGCCGCCCGAACGUGUACAUCAAGAUCCCUGCUACUGCUGCUUGCAUCCCAUCAAUUAGGGAUACUAUUGCAAAUGGCAUAAGUGUCAAUGUCACUCUCAUAUUCUCCGUUGCUCGAUAUGAGGCAGUCAUUGAUGCUUACUUGGAUGGACUUGAGGCCUCGGGUUUGAGCGACCUAUCUAGAGUCACAAGUGUAGCUUCCUUCUUUGUAAGUCGGGUGGACAGCCUUAUCGACAAAUUGCUUGAGAAAAUUGGAACACCGGAGGCCCUUGAUCUGCGAGGAAAGGCUGCAGUUGCUCAAGCAGCCCUGGCUUAUCAGCUCUACCAGAAGAAGUUCUCAGGCCCAAGAUGGGAGGCUCUGGUGAAGAAGGGUGCAAAGAAGCAAAGGCUUCUCUGGGCAUCUACAAGUGUUAAGAACCCCGCAUACCUCGACACCUUAUACGUUGCUCCGCUCAUUGGACCCGACACUGUUUCGACCAUGCCGGACCAAGCUCUUGAAGCAUUUAUAGACCACGGAACUGUUUCGAGGACAAUCGAUUCAAACGUAUCAGAGGCGGAAGGGAUAUACAGUGCACUUGAGAAGCUGGGAAUAAACUGGAGUGAAGUUGGGAAUCAGCUAGAAGUUGAAGGAGUGGAUUCUUUCAAAAAGAGCUUUGACAGCCUGCUUAAUACUCUCCAAGACAAGGCCAACUCCCUUAAAUCGGCCAGCAGCCAUUAAAACUCUUCCCAGUUGAACAUCAUCAAAGUGUGAUGGUGGUCAAGGAGAAAGCUAAUAAAAACUGGGGGAGCCUGUUUUUCCUCUUUUAAAAUGUUUUUUUUCAGACUCUUAUGAUGUAAUAUAUGACGCCUACUCCGAGUUCUUAGCGAUUGAAAUUUUGACGGGUCCUUUAGUAGGCUUCAAUUA